Molecule: messenger RNA, 22037 nt
Organism: Lagopus muta (rock ptarmigan)
Lineage: Eukaryota; Metazoa; Chordata; Aves; Galliformes; Phasianidae
Gene: LHPP
Product: phospholysine phosphohistidine inorganic pyrophosphate phosphatase
Exons: 7
Coding region: 13-915 (300 amino acids)
Biological process (GO): dephosphorylation
Cellular component (GO): cytosol
Molecular function (GO): phosphatase activity; inorganic diphosphate phosphatase activity
Source: RefSeq, a predicted model, not a curated record
GGCGGUGCCGACAUGGCGGCCUGGGCACGGGCGGUGCGGGGGCUGUUGCUGGAUAUCAGCGGGGUGCUGUACGACAGCGGCGGGGAGGGCGGCGGGGUGCCCAUCGCCGGCUCGGCCGAGGCCGUGCGGAGAAUCAAGGCGUCCGGCCUAAAGCUGCGGUUCUGCACUAACGAAACACAAGCGACCCGAGAGAAAUUCGUGAAGAAGCUGCAGGGCCUGGGCUUUGACAUCUCUGUGGCUGAAGUCACCGCCCCAGCACCAGCAGCCUGCCGCCUUCUGAAGGAGCGUGGGCUGAGGCCACAUCUGCUCGUGCAUGAUGAUCUUGUCCCUGAAUUUGCUGACGUUGAUAAAACAAACCCAAACUGUGUGGUUAUCGGAGAUGCAGCAGAAAAUUUCUCCUAUGCAAACCUUAAUGAAGCUUUCAGAGUUCUGAUUGGAUUGGAGAAGCCUGUUUUGAUCUCCCUUGGAAAAGGACGCUACUAUAAAGAAACUGAUGGUCUGAAACUUGAUGUUGGAGCAUAUAUGAAGGCAUUAGAGUAUGCCUGUGAUGUUCAAGCUGAAGUAGUGGGAAAACCAGCAAAAGCGUUCUUUGAGUCAGCCCUAGCAGAAAUGGGAGUUCCACCAGAGCAGGCCAUCAUGAUUGGAGAUGAUAUCGUGAGCGAUGUCGGAGGCGCCCAGCAGUGCGGGAUGAGGGCAGUGCAGGUGCGGACGGGGAAGUACAGAACUCGAGGAGGAGGCAGUGCGAAGAGGCAUGGCAAGAAACAGGGAUGGCCAAAUGAAGUAAGUUGGAGGAAAAAACACAACAUGAUGGUUCCCAAGAACAGAUCAGAGAGCCCAGGACCAUUCAAGUGUUAUAAGAGCUGGGAAACUGAGGAAAGAGCUUCAAUGGGAGAUAAAAAGGAUAUUCCCAUAUGACAUUUUAUAGCAUGAUAGAAUAAGAUUUGCCAGGUACUUGAAGUAUCAGCAUUAGUGGGUUUUUUGUUCACAGGGGUCAGAUGACCUCCUUGUGGUUGGAUUUGAUGAUCUUUAAGUCUUUUCCAACCUGAGCAAUUCUAUAAUCCUGUGAUCCUAUGAGCAUGUUUUCAGAGUGCUGCUGUGCCGUGGUGAACCUUCUGUCCCGAAGAUAUUUGCACAUCAUGUGCAGCUUUGGGAAGGUUUCUUUGCACAGGAAACCAACAUCCACUUUGCAGCACCUGAGGACCCUGCCCCAGCAGCCAGUCCGUGUGCAUCAGCUCUCACAUGCAGUCCCAUAAGACAGGGAGAAUUUGGCUUUGCAUGCACUAAGGAAUGAAAGAAUAAAUAAAUAAUCUUUCUUGGCCUUUGCAAUUCGCCAUUUAUAGUCAUGCAACAAAAUCCUGCAUUCUGGUUUUCAGAGAGCCUGGGGAUGGCUCCAGGCAGGGGAGCCUCUCCAUCACUGGGGUGGGAGCUUUGUCUGGGCACAGGGCAACAUCUGCCUGGUGGGAAAAGCUAAAAGGAGCCCAAUCUCUGUGAAAGCCACAGGGAAGCCAUCCAACAGCAGCUCCCUUUCGAGUUAUCCUUGUCUGGUUUCCACAUUGCUCAGAAAUAUAUGAACAGAAAGGCCAAAAGGGCUUGUGUGAGGGCAGCACGAGUCCUCUGUUUGGCUCACAAAAGGGUUGAACCGUGGUCCCAUGGGUUGAUUGGGCUCACUGCAUCUAUUAGGUAGGUCUGGCUUUUGAGCAAGAUUCACCUGCGUGUUUCAUUGAAAAAAAAAGAAAAAAAAAAGCCACUUUAAAAUGAUGAAAUAGUAAAAGAAACAUCCGUUCACAUUGCUGUUUUGCAGAUGGUCAUACUUGACACUCUUGGGAAAGAGGAGCUUGUUUUAGCUUUUCAGAGAGCUGUACUUGCUUUAUUUGGUGCGUGCAUGUGCCUGGGUUGAGUUAUCUCAGCCAAAGUGAAGUUCCUUUGCUUUGUUUCUUUUUUGUCAUUUUUAGCAUCUCAUUUCUGGGGCUGUGAGAACAGCCACCCAUGGUGACUUCUGUUCAACACUUGAAGAUAGUUUUCAGCUCAUCUGUUUUCAGUAAAUCACCUAAGAACAGGCUGCCCAGAGAGGCUGAGAGGAUGGAUGCCCCGUCCAUCCCUGGAGGUGUUCAAGGCCAGGUUGGAUGGGGCCCUGGGCAACCUGGUCUGGUAUUAGACAUGGAGGUUGGUGGCCUCGCAUGCAGCAGGGGGUUGGAGCUUCAUGAUCCCUGAGGUCCCUUCCAACCCAAGCCAUUCUAUGGUUCUGUGAUUCUAUGAUUCUAUGAUUAAGCAUGCACUCAUCUUUAACAAAGCUGAAAUCUCAUCCCCUAACAGAAGGACAAGCUCAAGGAUCUUGCUGAGAAAGGAGAGAUGUGCCGAGAUGCAUGGUUCAGUGUUCAGCCCAACUCCUUGAGAUAGCCAUCCUACAGAAUAAACUCCUUUACUUCUGGUUAGCUCUCUGUGUAAUCCACCAUUAGUACAAAAUGCAAUUAGCGAAUCGGGGCUUCACUGGAUCAUUUUCUCCCAUCCUUGCCCCAAAGCUUGAGCUGGGAAAGGUCUCAGGGAGGAGAUUGUCCAGCAGCAGAGCUGUUGAACAACACGUCCUGGCGCCCUGCUGUGCUCAGUGAGGAUGCCUGCUCAGAAGCAGAGGCUUUAGCUGCCCGAGCAGCGCAUUACUGCCCUUAUGAAUACCCCUCAUUGCUGCUCUCAUACGAACCCGGAUGGAAGGCUCUUUAUCUAAAACCAGAACUGCAUGAAAAUUAGCUGGGGCUGGGGAAGCAGCAUCUGUGUUAUCUUUUUCUUAACCCUGCUUUACCUCCUCUCAACAUGUAAAUCCUGUUGCUAAUGCGAUUUAAUGCACAGAAACCUCAGGAGCAAAAUCUGCAGAUUUUAGAGGGACUUAUAGCUCUGUUUCCUCAGUGAAUCGUAUCAUUCCUAUUCAGCUUGUUUUGCUGCGAUGUGCACCUAAGGUCGUGCAACUGUGAACCUUCCUAGUUCUCACCAGAGUCAUUCAGUGAUAUUUCUGUGCACAUAAAUGCACCCUAGCCAUAAGUAAAUGUAUCCCCUGUUGACAAGUACUUCCCACUGGUGCCUAUUACUCUGCCCUGGACAAUUGCAUUCCAAAAUCAAAGAGCUCUGCACGGGGACAUUGCAGACCUGUGCCCAUCUGAUGGAACCACUGGCUUUUAUUUUGUUUUGUUUUUUGGACACUUCCAUUUCUGGUUAUUGUUGCCCUGAAGUCCUGUCAUUUCAGACAUGGUUCUCUGGCCUUGAAUUUGACCAGCUCAUCUCCUUAGUCUGCACAUUGUUUACAAUGAGUGUUCAGAGUGUUGGGUUGCUUGGACAUGGCCACUUCUGGCUGCAGGCUCUCUCCUUUCUGGGGCUGCCAAUGUGAGCGAUGUUAUCUUACACUCGUGUGUUCACCCUACAUUGUUUUCUAUCCCUCCAGCUCUUGCCAGCUUAAUAGGACCGUAAUUAGGUUUACUCCCUGCAUAUUCCCCUCGGUGCUACCUACUCUCAGCCCUGCUCAUUGGGUGUUACACCUCCCAGAGGUGACAGGUUCAGCUCCCAGUGGGCUCUCUGUCUGUCUUGCACAGUCCUGCUAUGGACUUGCAAGUCAAGCAAGAAGGAUUUUUAAAUCAACUUCUGUAUUCUAACAUAAGCUUUCCUCCUUCUAUUAAUAUAGGGCACACUGAUGUAUGCAUAAUGGAGGACUCGAUAUACCAGAUAAGUACUAGUUUCUAACCUGGUGAACACAGCCAGUGCUCAAGGAAAGCUCUGUAAUGAGGUUGGUUUUGCCAAGAGCAGCCUGUUAAGCAAACAGGAGUGAGAUUAGUCUGGAACUGAAGUCUCUGAUGAUGGAGCGACGCUGGUGGCAGGGCUCAGCAGCCGGAAGGUGGUGGCAGGUUGAGAAAGGCUCUGCUGGCCCCCGACUCCAUUCCCAGGUGGUAGCUUGGGUUGAGAGAGCUGGACAGUGUUUUUUCCAAAGAACAAAUGUUAACAAGCUGCUGUGUCAGGAUCUAGAGGAAUAGGCAGGGACAAAAUACAGGCAGGUGGCUUUGAGUGACACAGACUGGGAUGCCUUGGGUGGGCAAAUUUUUGACAGCACCAUCCUGGUGAUGUAUCCAAGAGCCAGCCAUGGCACUAAGUGCACGUGUUGAGAGCUUGGCUUGUUUCAAGCAGGACCCAAAUGAGGUAUUUUGAUGACAGGAAGCCUUCAGUUCAAACUGGUCUAAGUAUCAUCCCAUAUGCUAGUUCACAGCACCCUGAAUCAUAACCACAAGCUCUUCCUGAACUCACACAUUCUCCUCCUCAACCAUGCCUUUGAGCAACUGCUGCUCUUACAGAGCACCUCCACCACUCUUCAGAGCUGCUUUGCAGAAGACCAGACAGGAGCUGCAUAUUGCUAGAUUCUCCUUGCAGCUAUGGGAAAGGCAGCCUGGAGAGCUCCAUCCAGCCCUGUGCCUCACGGGGCUUCUUUUGAGGGCUGGGGGAGCAACGAAACCAGUUGGGCUGUUUCUCUAAUAGCAAACCCUGACACCAAGUUAAAUAAAUGGGGCACCAGCCCGUCUGUGCCAGGCUGCCCAGGUGCUUGAGCUGUCCAAGUCUGCCCUGUGGUUUUGGGAUUCCCAUUCGAGAUGUUUGUAUUUCCCCCUGUAAGUACCCUUCUGAGCAUCCCUGGGAGAAAAGGGAUCACAGUCAUUAAAAGAGUCAUUUGAUAGCUGGAGAAGCCUCAGGCUUUUUGACUUUGUAAACGUGUCACUUCUAGUAGGAACUGAGUGGAGACAUCACCUAUAACAAAUAGCAUUUCCCUGCCUGGAGCAGUAUCCAGGGAAAGGGAAAAAACAGUGUACUUUGACUUAGAGAAGCACAGAAACAGGUGCUGCCAAAAGAGUGGAAGAAAUUAACUCCAGAUCUUUCCAGGGAUAAUGUCCCGUUUCCAAUCCCCUCUUCACUUGGCUUUAAAACCUUUGAUUAAAGUAGGUCAGUUCCUCCUUUCAGCAAUGCGAGCACCGGCGCAGGACCUGCAGGACUGCAGCAUUCCAGCCCUGUGGUCUCUGGAGCUCUGCCUUGUUCCCUGACCAGCUUUACCUAUCUCCCACUGAAGCACAAGCACUCAGCAGCUUUUCCCCGUGGCUGCUGGUAGCAGUGUGUGGUGUUUGCUCACUUUGUUGCAAGGUAACAAUGACUUUUCCUCUCCACACUUUGAAUCCAAAAGCAGGGGAGCGAGUGAUGGAGCAUGGAAAUCACAAUGUGGAUCUAUAUUCUGCCUGGUUUUGAGUGCACAAGGAAAUCUUAUCUGGAUGCAUCAUGGUAACACAAAUCCACUUGGAUGAAGAAGCAAAUUAAGUGCUGUGGGCUUAGACAACACAUACAUAUUUUCAACUAUUGGACCCCAAACAACCAUUAAAUCUCUUUUUGAUGGCUGAUGAAUGUUACACAUUUUUGUUUUAAUUAGAACAAGAUUGUAAUCCAUACUUCAGUUGAGUUCAUUACACGUAUAAACCUAAUACAAUCAGGAGAUCAAUUGGUCAUUAGCUAAGUAAGUCUACUGUAAUUAACAUUUACAGAAAACUUUUAAUUGCGUAUCUGUCCUUCACAGCAGGUAAUGUGGGAAGUGGGGCUUUCUUCCCUUCCACUGCUGGUGUAGUGGAAUCCAUUGGCAGGGAAUGUACUGUGUGUCCUUGGCUUGUGACCAGUUAAACUCUGUUUACAAGAGCUAGCUGGAAAAGACAGCAGCUGCACCAAAGGCACCAAACCACAGAGAGCUUCCUGAUAUUGCCCAUCCUCCCUCAGGGCAGCUGGCGGAGCUGGAUGGGCUGGAUGAGCAUCCUCCUGCUCUCGUCGAGACCACGAUGGCAAACUCCAACCAGAUGGGUGCAGUGGUUUCUCAAUGGAAAGUGGAGCUGGAGGAUGCUUGGGGAAGACCUUAUGGCUUCCUACAACUACCUGAAGGGAGGUUGAGUGAGUGCGGGUGAGCUUUUGCUUCACAGUGAUAGAAUGAGAGGUCAAGGCCUCAGGAGGGAAGGUUCAGGUUGGGUAUUAGGAACAAUUUAUUCUCUGAAAGAGCAGUGAGGCCGUGGCACAGCUGCCCAGGGAGUGUUGGGAUCACUGUCCCUGGUGGUGUUCCAGACCCAUAGGGAUGUGGCACUGAGGGACAUGGGCAGUGGGCAUGGUGGGGGUGGCUGGGCAUCUGAGAGGUGUUUUCCAAUCUGAAGGAUUCUGUGGUUCUAUGAUUUCACAUCCUGCUCUGCUGUGGCAUCCUGGCAUAGCACAGCAGAAGCUCAUGGGACAGCCUCAGCUAGUCAGUGAACCACGGGACAGCUGGAGCAGCAGCCAUCAUCCUCCCUGCUAAUUAGCACUCUGAAUUCAAUUAGUGUCAUCAGCCAAGCGGGAUCUGUCUGCUCCAGGGAUGCUCACAAAGAAAGAGCUCUCCCAGUGCUGCACCACAACACAGAAGGGCUUUAGUGGCCAUACUUGGGGUAGGCUGCAUGACAUGAGCUCACCUGGGAGAGAACAGCAGCAGUGCUGCGGUGUGGUGACACAGCAGCCCCUGUGCUCUGCUGGGUGGGCACUGGCACCCACACCGAGUGGCCUGGUAGGGGUCACAGAACAGCUGUGGCUUUUGGCUGAGCUGUGACAGCAAGAUGAUCCCUUUCACAGGGGGAAGCCCCUAAAUCUCUUCCAGAAUUGCUUCUCCACAGAUAAUAACAAAUAGUCCCUUCAUACUUAGUGACUGGGUAGUGCUGCUUUGGCCUCCCUGAGAAAAAUUAGCAUCCCUCCUCGAAGGGACAGAAUUAUGCUUCUUCCUUAUGCAGACUGCAUAAUUCACCAUAAUUUUAUUAUCUCUGUGCACUCAGAAAUACACCACAUGGCUCUUCUGUAAGUGGAGAAGAUAAGAGGCUAUACCAGCAUGAAUUUUCUUUAAUAAGAUUACACUAUGAUAAUAGGCUACUGGAAUAAUUUAGCUUCUAAUGAUUUUGUUCUUUCUUGCUUUCCCCAUGAUCAAGGGCAACAUGCAUUAAAGUUGCAGAGGCUUUUUUAAUUAUGCAGUAGUAAGUAUGUAUUUUGUGUAGCAGCUUUAAUGAUUCAAAGGGAAUUUUUGUUUUUGUGGGAAGUACUUAUUUGGUGUUGCCAUUUUCAAAGCCAUGCGUGUGUGAGCGCUCGUGGGCACGUGGUCUCAUUUCUGCAGUAUAUACCAGCCUUGUUUUUUUGUGGGGAAAAUCCAAGUGUUGAAACAUAACACGGCCAACCGAGCUGUCUGGGAGGGGAUCAAACUUGUGAUGCCUUAAUGUGAUUUAAAAGUAUAUAUUGAACAUUGUGAACGGCUUCUUUGCGCGGAUGAGUUGCCCAACAUCAGGCAUUCAAAUCAUGAAACAUUGGCUUGCCUCCCUCGGGGCCUCAGUUUCCCAUCAGAAAAACAAAUGGAAGAGUGGUUGGGACUUCUAACCUGCCUGAGAGCUUCUCCCACCCAGUUCAUAUUGCAGCACGGGAGCGCCAAGAGGUUUUGUUCCCUGAUGUUUGCAAAGCUCUGUAAGAUCUUUAAAGAAGGAAAGCCAAGUAUUAUUUUAACAUUCCUCUGCUGAUUCCCAGGGGCACUGCUGGGUAACUGCUGUCACCUGGAUUACAUCCAGUCCUGGGAGAGUAAUGGGAGCUGCAGUCCCACCUGGCACUGAUGGCUUUUCUCUCCAUGUUUGUUUGCCCUUCAGUGCUAUCUGAACCAACCCUGCUACAUGUCAGCCUCCCUCAAAUCGCCCCUUUCUGGCCCAAAUACAGCUUAAUUUGCUCUGAUUUGAACAAUGGCUCUUCAGUUUAAUUUAUAUCAACGCAGUUCCUGCCUUAAGCUGGGAGGGUGGAGGCUUGAGUGUCACCCAAUCCAUCAGUCAGAGCCGGAUGUCGCUUUGCAAUUAAUAGAUGGUUUGUACAGACUGGAGUGGAAGGAAGCAGAACUCUGUGCUCAAACACUUUUGAGGUUUCCCUGUUUGUUUCCUCUUGAAAGACUUCUCGCAGAGACAUGCCCCCCACAGUCAUGUCUUCCUGGGGAAGAACAGCUGCCUUAGCUGACGUCAUCCAGAGGGCAGAAUCCACACCAGCUGGCAAACGGUGGUCAGCAUUUAUCCCUUCUCCAAGGGCCUCUCCAGGUCCACGUGGAGAAGGGGAAGAGAGGUGUCCAAACUUUGGAGCCCUGUAAACGAUGAGGGAUUCUCAGCAGAUGAUAUUUGCAAGGCAUGAUGGUGGGGAAUGUAUUCCAGCUGGGAUUGGGUGUUUGGGGACUGAUGGAGGGCAACCUCCUUUCAAGCAUCAUCCUGCUGUGCUUGCUAGGGGGAGGGUUGUGUAACCCGGCCCUGGGAAAUGCAUUAGCUGCUUGAGCUCUGCCUGCACGGGGUCUCUCACUCCUUUUCCAGCAGAUGGGAAAUAGGAGCAGAAGUUUUCCAGCUGGAAGAGGCAGUGGAAUUGUGGAUCUGGGGAAUAGGAAAGGAGUGAGAGAGCUGUCCUUCUCACACAGCAGUGGUGGCAAAAGCCUUUCUCUGCUACCCUUAACCCCAUCUGGCAAGGGUAGAGCUCAGUGAGCACGUCCUGCAGCCAUUCCCCUGCCAACAACUCCAAACUGAGCCCUUCAGUUAGGAGCUGGCUUUUCACUUGCAGCUUAUCUGGAAAGCUAAAUCGGAGCCCAGAUGGCUUAGAAAACCCCAACGAGGUCCAACCUGGACACGACUCUUGCCAUGCACAUUCCCAUGCUCUUUCAGCAGGCUGGGGCCUCUCUGCCAAGUGUGAUUUCAGAGGAAGCUUGGAAGGAAAGCCCGGCCCCUCUGUUAUCCCUUCUUCAGAGAACGUCUGGUGCCCGUGCCAUGGGCAGAAUAGCUGAGAGAAAGGGCUUUCGUGGAGCUGGGAGCCAGGUCCCCCUGUCCUAGGAUGUGCCCUCUUCCUCCAUGAAUCACUCCAUAAUUGAGAUUAAGACUCUUGAGGACAAAGGGGACGAAACAGCUGCCUCUCAGAGCUGUUAUUCUGCUCCCUGUCAUCGUUUGUUUUGUUCAUAGGUCUGCAGGCAUGUUUUGUGUGCUUUCAUCCCUGAGUUCCGCUGCAUUAUUUCGGGGCAUUGGUAUGCAUACCUGCACGGGGUAGGACUGCCACUGCUCCCGAAUGUGGAUGCAUGUCAGAAGCAAAGCAGUUUAUGUGUGUAUACAUCUUCAUAGCCUCCAGGUAAGCCAAAACCCACGGCAAGCUGGAAUGUUAAAAUAUAUCCUUCACUUUGCCAAGAGGGAUGGAUGCUCAGGGACUGUGAAAGUGCCCGAGGAACCAAACCUGUCCUGGGAUGCUGAUACCUCUGCUGCUGGCUGCAUUGCUGCACACGCCAGGAGCUCAGAGGUGGCUUUGCAAGGUGCAGUGCUUGCAGCAAGCACACGUGUGUGCUCAGAGCGAGAGCCGGGCGCCUGUGGUGUGGGGCUGAGCUGCUGGCAGCCGGAGCGCUUCCUCCUCCCAACUCGCUGGAAAACAUGACUUCUAAUUAAAGCCAGAUUAUUAGUCUUGGCCUCUAUUGUUAGCGUUUGCAUUUGGGGUUUUCUUUUUUUUUUUCUAGUCCCUUUAAAAUGUCUGGAUAGAUGCUAUCAAGGUCGAUUUGUUUGCGAUAGAGGAAACGCUUUCACACGGCGGCUAAAUGUUGUCGGAAAAGAGCAAAAUUAAUAGCUGCUGGCUUAAUCCUGAUUAAACUGGCAGCUGGGAGAUAUUGAUCAGCAUGUUCACAGCAAACGAUCCACCUCUAAUUCACACAGUCAACGAGCGGAGGGCUCCAGUUGCCUUAAACCGUCCCUGUGUGCUGGCCAGCUUGACUGACAGCAGGAUUCCCAGCCUAUCUGCACACCUCACGCCUCGUGCCACGUGCUGUGCUGCACUGUUAGGAAAUGGUCGUGCAGGUGGCUUUGGUCUGGCAGUAAGUGAAUCUUGGACCCGUUCCCAGGUUUGCUCUGUGUAAGAACUCUGCUGCUGCUUCCACUGCUGCCGGCUCUUUUCCCACCCGUCUUUUUUUGCUUCUGCCGUCGGAUUUUUGGGGAUGGGUUGCAGGAGGAUGCACUCAGCUUCCCAGCCCACCUGUUUGAUUGUGCUCUGACCCCCAAAGUGUCAUAAACCAGAAAGUGCCAGGAGAGGGGAGGAGGAUCAACCCGCCCGACUUUCCAGCUCAGGUGCUUUGUUAUUCUCCCCAAACACAUGUUCCACAUUAGAGGUCAUGCAUUCUCACUGUGGACACUGCCAGGCUGUGUUUCCAAGCAAAACAAAUCGCUUUGUCUUAAAUAUUCAUAAGGUCGCUGUGUUUUUUGGGCCUUAGAUGCUGCACUAUGGUUGGCUUUCUUGAUUUUUGCCUCUGAUGACCAAGUUACAAUCCCAGAAUCAUUAAGUUUGGAAAAAGACCUCUAAAAUCACCAACCCCAGCCCAUCCUCACUAUGCCCACUGCCCACAUCCCUCAGUGCCACAUCUCUGUGGCUCUGGAACACCUCCAGGAAUGCCAGUGCAUCACAGCUCUUUCUGAGAACAAAUUGCUCCCAUCACCCGACCUGAACCUCCCCCCGUGUGCACCGAGUGCUGUGCCACCCUUCCCAGAUCUUUGGGCAGAGGGAUGUGAGAAGCAUUUCUUCCCCAAACUGUGCUUCAGGGUGGCAUCAGAUUUCACAUUUGUUUUUCUGCAAAGUGCUAUUUUUACAUUACUAGGCUUCCUGUGAGGUUUAAUCCUGUGACAUUUCGGCCUUCUCAUAGAAUAGCUGGCAAGGGGAAUUUAUAAGACGCUGAUACUAAUAACAGCAGGACCAGUGGCUGCUCCUUGUGUCUAUCGUAUUAGGAUUGUGCAGAUGACAGGAGGAAAUUUGCCUCUGGACUCAGGACCCAGUACACCUGACCUUUUACCCAAAGCCCAAACUGGAGAUAAGUGACCCUGAGCACCUGAGCUGAGCUGCCACUGGCACACAGCUCCCAACAUGACCAAGUGGUGACAUCCAUCUUCAAUGCUUCUCCAUGUGGACACAUGGCCAUGGCUCCCAUGCUAGAACACCCAGCAGCAGUGAUCCCCCAUGUCACUGAUCCCCCCCAGCCUCCAGGCCAUGCUCCUGCCCAGUUUUCUUGCACGCAUGGUCAGAAAUGUGCUUUCCAUGAAGGUAUCAGCUCUAUGGCAGCUCAAUGAUCGUCAUGGGUCCCUUCCAGCUUGGGGCAUUUUAUGAUCCUACAGUAUCUAGUUUUAUCCUCGGAAAAGCCUCAUGUAAAACUGUUGUUGGUGUUACCAUAACCAUGGUGAGUCUCAUCUAGAAUUCCUUCUUCACGGUGGAUCUCAACGCUGAUCCACUUGCACAGCACUUCUGGAAAAGAUCAGUGUUUAUUUCUCCAAUGUCAGAUGACAAACUAUUUUUCCACUGAGCAAGAAAGAGGCACAGAAGGAAGUGACCUCCCCAGUACCUCCGGCAGCACCGCAGCCAGAAAUAGCAGCUGGCCCUCCCUGUGCUCACAUCCACCCCUGCUCUGCUCCUGUACCGUUCACCUCGCGUUGGAUGGGAUGGGGAUUCCUCACCCUCCCAGGUAUCCAAACAGAGAUAUUUCUCCAGAUGUUCCUCCUCGUGGCACGUGACAGCCUUGCUUGAAUGUCCAUUGUAUGUUAUAAAGAUAGGCACUAUUAUAAUCGCUGUCCUUGGGCAAACAAGCUCAGGCUUCCUGUUUUCCUUGUCAACCUUAUUUCUCCAAAUGUUCUCCUGUAGGUGCAUCACACAAUAGCUGACUUUCAGCCUACACUUGUAUCCUCUGCCAUCUGGUCUGGAUGAUAGAUUGCGGUUGGAUGGCUUCUCUCCAGGAUGCUGACCAUCCCUUAUGUGUGAGCACAGGGCCAACUCAUCCUCCUUGCAUCCAAAUUUAGGAAACGAGUGCAUUAGCAGCAGAUGAGACACGGAGCACCAACAUAUGAAACCUAUCUGCCAUAGGUGAGGGGAGUUAACCUGUUUAACAGCUGGGGACACAGGCAUAAAUCAGAAGCCUUGGCAAAGUGAUGGAGCUCUGGCUUUACUGUGGAGUAUGGCUGUUCUCUUUUUCACACAGCAGAGACUGUUCUCAUCUCUGAGAUUUUAGGCUGUUUGUACAUUCAGGCUUUGGUGUCCUUUCUGCUCUCCUUGUUUGGUUGCUUCACCCUGUUCUCUUUUGGCAGCAUGCUUUGGUCUCAGAAAGCACAGUGUUGGCAAAUGCUCGUUCUGUCACUCCACAGGGGACACGACUUCUGCAAGGAAUAUUUUAGCAUAUUUGCAAUUGAAUUUUCUUCAUUCCAGCCUGGACAUGUACAGCUUUUCUUUGCUGGCUAUUCAGUCAUUGAGCACUUGUAACUGACCACAGCAUUUUUAUACUCAGCAGAAUGCUUUCAGGUCCUGUUGAGGUGCCUGGUGAAUGGAGGGUGCGCUGACAAGCAGUGCCAAGAGCAUUCAUAUCUCUUGCUGCUCUUUACCUCUGAGUGUGGUGCCAGGAUUGAACUGAAAGAGUCUGCUCUUUCCAUAACCUGCAGCUGCCUGGGCAUUCUGGGCAUUGCAGGCACUGACAUCAGGCAGUGUUGUGGUAAUGAUAGAACCAUGAGAGCUGGAGAAGAUCUCUACGAUCCCCAGCCCACCCCCACCAUGCCCACUGCCCACGUCUCUCAGUGCCACAUCCCCACAGCUCUGGAACACCUCCAGGGAUGGUGACCCCACCACCUCCCCCAGCCUGUGCCAGUACCUCAUCACUUUUUCAGAGAAGAAAUUGUUCCUAAUACCCAACCUGAACCUCCCCACAUGCAACUUAGGGCCACUACCUCUCGUCCUACCACCUGGGAGAAGAGUUCUCCUAUGUUCUCCUAUGGUAGGCUCACAUUUGCUUUUGAAUGUUUGGUGACAUUUCCUUCCUGCAUUUUGCACAUCACAUGGACAAGUAAGUGAUAAUGUGGGCAGAUAGGUGGUUAUUUUAACAUCUGGAGGCAAAAGAGGGAAAUGCAGUGUAGGGGGUGGCUGAAUUAUCCAUCAGGUGAGAAAGCAGAGGUUACUGCUGUUCCUGAAGUCUGCAUGUUAUUUCUGCUUGUUUUACUCCUCUGACAUGCAGUGGACAGUGUGAAUCUCCCCUCUGCCUUGGGCUGGGUGAUUUUCAUAGCAAUUAAGAGGAAGCAGCUUUGUCUUUCAUGUUUGAUAGCGUGCAUGCACGCAUUCCCCCCUUCUUCAUCUUGCAGCCGUGGUAUCACUGACAGUACGACAGAAAGUGUUCAGCGCACAGAACUAUUAAAGACGUAGCUCAGAUGGUGCUGAUGGGAGGAUGACAUCUCCUGAAUAAUUUAUUUUAACAGGGAAGAUUUGUAACGCUUAAGUAUUAGCAGAACUCUUUGUUUUAACUCCUUCUGGGGCGGAUGCUCAUGGCUCACACGUUAGGUCAAGCAGAGGCUGGCCUGUUUGAGCACACGGUGGGCAUCUGCUGUCAGCCAGAGCACAUCCCUUGGAAUUUCCAAGCAUUUGGUCACGGUUAGUUGGAGGUCCUGCAGUUUGCACAGGAGCCUGGAGGAAGGAGAGUGCUCCGUGUGAUUGUGACCCCAAGGCUUCAGAAUGCCUAAAAAGGCAUUCUGGAGACUUGAGAGAACGUGCAAAUGGUGUGCAGGUGGGAAAAAGGGACCCGGGGUGUGAUUAGGUAACACUGAGUGCUUGCAUUCCUCAGUGCACUGCUUCUCAUUCACAGGUCUUCAGGUGUCUGAAGGCUGGGAGGUUUGGCUCUGUUCAUACAAGUUUCACUUGCAAUAUAGAGUAACUGGUUUGUGCAAGGUGACAGAGACAUCACUGAAUGUGGAUGCUAAAGGUAAGCCUUUGGGCUUUCCUUGCAGCAUCAGUCUUGGGACUGCUGUGGCUGCUAUCAGAGCAGGAGCACUUAGUGUGUAGGGUGUAGAGCUGCAGGCACAAGGCUUGCUGUGCCAGGAGGAGCUCAGCAGAGGCCCUGCCAUUGGCUCCUUGCAUACAUUCAGUGGAAGCUUUGUGCAGGGGACAUCCUUGCAUACCAGCAAACAAGCCAAGUUUCCAAGCUUAAUCUGGCAUAAAUACAGUAAUGAGGUAGAGAUCAGCUCUAGGGGUUUUAUCAGUUUUAUUCUUGGCUUCGGUGUUAAAAGGUCAAGAUCAUUUCUGUGGCCAUUGCCGAAGAGGUCUUUUCCUCCCUCCUUUGUUUAGGCACAAGGCAUUGCACACAGGGAAACAAAUGCUGCGGUCGGCCUCCUGGGAUCAGUUCCUACUGCAGUCAAAGGAAGUUCUCCACAGAAAGCAGGGCCCAGAACUGGCCCAUACAGGAUGGGCAAAGCCAUUGCUGAAGUUGCUGUGUCCUCACCCUGCGUUCCCCAGGUGGCUGCUCCCUCCCCAAAGGGGCCAGGGCUGACCCUCCAGCAGCUGUUUUCCCCUUCAGUCUCAUUGCUUUGCAAUGGCUGACACUGCUCUCCAACCUGGGGAGGUUUUUCCUCAGUUCCAAUUUUUGGGGGCAUUAGAGAUUACUUCCAAAUAUUUCAAACUCGACAGUGAUUUCCAAGAGAGCUGUAUGGCUUCCAGAGGAAACACCCUGCAUUUCUUUGGGUUUAAGAUUUCAAAUGCAUGGCUAAACUAAGCCCUAUGGCUAGGAUUGCUUCUAGGCAGAUUGCGAGCCCCUGCACAAAGGUAGAGCCUGGAAUAUGCUCACUGCAAUGACCUCUGUGUCACCAUGAAGGACAUCCUUCACCAAGCAUCUUCACAUUGGGUGGGAGAGGCUGGCAACGCUGAAGCCAUCAUUAACAAAUCUUAGCAAUCAUAGCAACAGAUUAUUUGCUAAUAAUUGUGCACAAGCACACAGAUCCCUGUCUUAAAGACUGAUCUUUCCCAUGUUUCCUGUCAUGGUUAGAGGUGGUUUUCAUGUUGUUGUGUUCCCUGCCACCUCUGUGUUUUGACUCCUUGUUUCUGAAUGUCUUCAUGUGGUGACAUUACUGCCUAAGUUAUUCAGUGCUUCUGGGAAAUGGUUGGUUGAGUAAGAGGUUUCUUGGUUUCAACCAGAAAAGAAGUACUAAAAUUGUCUUUAGAAAGUGGCUUUUAUGAAGAACGGCUCAUAUGUGCCACAAAAGCAACCAGAAAGGACUCUGGGUGAGAUUUAAAAGGACUUAUCAUACAAUCCAAUACAAACCACAUACAUCAUGCAAACGUUUGAGUUGGAAGGGACCUUUAAAGGUCAUCUGGCCCCAUUUGCUGUGAGCAAGCAGCAAGCUGUCCUGCUGGCCUUCCCCAGUUGCUGGCAGAGCAACAUUUGGUGUGAAAAGUCCUGGUUUGUGCCACCAAGGUCAGCAUGGAUGUGUCCUCUGCAGCCCCUCCAUGGAGUUCUGAGCUGGAGAGAUGCAAUGCAACUGCUGCAGAGUGCAAUGAAACAAGGCUUAGGCUGGGAAGCGAGGGGGGAUAUUGCUCUGCUGGAAAACCGUAAGGAGAGGGUUAUAAAAUUAUCAGGCCUGUAAAUUCCAGAUGUGAACCAUAUGAUUGCAAAGCCCUUCCCUCUGUCCUUGCUGAAAUCGACUCUCUGCUAAGCCUCAGCCGUGUCUGUCUGCCUCGAGAGCUCAGCUCUCCUGCCCCGUGUCGCACGCACAGUGGGUGCCUUGUGCUGGGAGUAAAAGGGCUUUUGAAAAAACAUUAUGCAACUGAUGAAGUGUUUGCUUAGGAUUAGGUGCCACAGUUAGUGUAAGCAUUAAAAGUGUCUCUGGCCACCGUCCUGCACCGCAACUGCCUCAUGUUUCCUCUCAUCUGAUCUGAAGAUGGAUGGUCAUCUGGUUGGAGUGGUUUUUGUCCCAUUCCCUGGGCAAAAAGAAAGAAAUAAAAAGAAAGAGGAAAAAAGAAAAAGAGAGACUGUAUUUUUAAAGGUGGAAAUGCAUUCAGCGCAGCAAUGCUGGGUGUUAUCAGUAUCUGAGCUGGGCUUGCUGGGAGCAUUCCCAGCACAAGUGCAAAAGAAGCAAGACUGCCUGGAAGUAGUUUGGGGUUUUGUUUUGCAGUGAGGAAGCGUCCACGUGUUUGGGGCUGGAAUGCAGCUCCAUGUGGGAGCCUUUCCACUGCUGGGCUGAGGCCUGGGGACCUGUGUUGUCUUUCAGGGAACGAUCGAGUUACACGCCUCGAGCUUUGCCAUAGUAGCAGAGGAAGGGAGAGCACAAAGGUUAUGGAAAACAAAACAUUAAUUUUCUUGACCAGCUGUGUUACAAGCGGAGCGCAGCUUAUUUAUACCCCUGGCAUACCGUCCGUAAAUCAAGCCUGCUCUCCAGCAAUGCAUUUAAUGAGAACUAUUAAAUGAUUUCAUGAUGUACUCAUCAUUACCAUCUGAUAAAAACCAGCGCUCCCUCCAAGGACCAGGACUUUCCAGUCGCAGCUUUUACACUGGUUGGAAGUAGGUUCAGGGAAACAAAGCCCUCAGCAGCGUCAGUUGUGUUCUGCAAACGUCUCCCGGGUACAUUGUGUCUGGCAGGAUUGAUCGUUCCUCAGGCCGAGCUCGGAUCCUUUCAGCUUUUAAUUAGGGAGAUGGGCUGCUGACGUGAAUAGCAGUUUGCUUUUAUAUAAUACCUUUCACGUAGAAAAUGCCCCGCUCACAUCUCGCUUCCAUCAGCCCGUGCAAAUCUCAAAAUAGAUCACUGAGGUCGGUGCUGGCCGAGCCAGGCUGGAACCCGGCCCGAGGUGCACAAAAGCAGUGGGAACUGCAGGGCGGCCAUGCACGGGCUGUGCACGCUCCUUGCUCUUGCAAACCAGGGUGUGUUUGCUGUUUGUGUGUGCAAAUCAAUCUGAUGGGACGGCUCCCCGCUUUGUGCUUCGUGCAUUACAUUACAUCCAGGCACAGCAACCCAUCCCACAGCCACCAGGAGGCCGGCGGGGCGAGGAGCCCCUUCUGCUCCUGCAUCCCACUUCCAGUGGGACAGCAGCAUCCACGGCCCUGGAUCCCAGCCAGGUUUCCAAAGGGCCAGGCUGGAGCCGAUUGCUGAGCGCAGCCCUGUAAGGACUCCUUUGUCAAGGGCAUAGUGAAGCAUUAAAAUCAUGGGGAUAGCUAAUUUAUGUGAGAAGGUUUUAUAUGAAUCAAUGGGGAGGGCAUUGUUGCCCAGAGGCUUGCCCCUCUCUGAGUGUUUAAUUGCUAAUCAGAGGCUGGGUUCAGCAGUUCCCAUUAUCUGACGCUUUCUAUCUCGGUCAAUAAAACUGGAGAGGCUCAUGCUUUGUAACAAAGAUGUUUAUCUUGCCCAGAUUUGUGGGAAGCAGCUAUCGUUUCUUGCCACAGAGCUUUAAUGCUGCAAACAGUCGUUGUGACUUAGUUUCAAGCUGUGCUUUGGAAUGGGGGCUGGGAGGAGGCUGCCUCGGGCUCCAGGCUUCCUUUGGAUUUAGACCUAUAUAGCAUCUCCCAGACUUAGGUUGGGGAAAUCGAGGUCCAAAUGUUUCCUUGCUCUCCUGCCUGUCUUCCAUUGGUAACUUUUUCCCCAUUCAAGCAACUGGCCCUGUUGUCCCACAUAGGGACAGUGGGUAUGGUGGUGUUGUGUCACCCACUGAACUUGGUGAUCCAACCUUUAUGAUUCAGUGAACUGCUGGGCAUCAGCACUCUGCAAUCAUCAGCCUCUUAUUCCUCCUGGGAAGUAAUAAGUAGUAAUGCCCACUGGGUAGGUAGCAUAAUCAUGUCAAUGAAGAGGGAAUAUGUCUGUGCAGGUGGUACUGAAUUCAGCACACCAGGAGCCCUGUGCAUUAAAAAUCCUUCUCUCAUGUACAAACUAAAAAAACAGCAGUGUGAACAUAGGAGCCUCCUACAAACAGCUCCUAGAGCCACCCUGGCGUUCCAUGUGUGGGUGCAGUUGCCCUUGCUUUGACAUCAGAGUUUCCCAGGAGCUCCAAACCACUGCUGGGUUUUUCCCCAUGAAAAUGAGUCUGUCACCUGUCACAGGUUUGGGGCUCAGUUUGCACUGCGACCAUUCUGCUAAUCCCUGGAGUAUUUUCAGAGUGGAACAUAGCAGUGGUUUGAUACAACAGGAAAUGAAAAAAAUAAAAUCAAAUUAGCACUGGAAAGCUAAUUAGGGAUAGUGUAAUUGGGGCCUACUUUUUGCAGAGGCGUUGCACUUGUCUAAGAAUGGUGUCACCUCUGCUGCCCUGUGCUGCAGCAGCACUCCAUGAUUGCAUUAGUAUUGAUUGAAGGCUUGGCUAUAUCAGCACAUUGUCCUCAGCAGAGUGGGGAAAUCAGCACGGUUUCACCAUAGUAUUUAUUACUGUCUGCUGCUAAUUACGUAACAACCCUGGCGUACUCCAAGGGCAGGUGUUGCCUGACCAACCUUGUUGCUUUUUAUGAUGGUGUAACUGCAUCAGUGGGCAAGGGAAGAGCCACUGAUGUCAUCUGUCUGGACUUCAGGGAAGGCUUUGAUGUGGUUCGCGUGACAUCCUUCUCUCCAAACUGAAAAGGUAUGGAUCUGAUGGGUGGACUGUCUGUCUGUGACACUGUGGGUGUCCCUGUUCAUUGUGGAGUCGUUUGGGCCAGAUGACUGUUCAGGGUCCCUUCCAACUCAAACAACUCUCAUGAUUCUAUGAUAUUCUGCAUAAAUGUUGACUAAACGUUUUGCAGGUCCUUCCUCAUGUUAUUUGUUUUCUUGUAAUUUCCACAUCUCGAAUAUUCUCUGAGCAUUGCUCAUUGGAUUAGCUGCGAAAGCACCACAAGUCCUAAUCUGGGGUUGGUAUGCUGACCUGUAAAAACUGCCAUAGGAUGCAAGCAGAGGCUGCAGAUUUCACAGAAUCAUAGAAACACAAGGUUGGAAAAGACCUACAAGAUCAUCCAGUCCAACCAUCCACCUACCAGCAAUAGUUCUCACUAAACCACAACCCUCAGCACAAAAUCCAGACGUUCCUGAACACCUCCAGGGUCAGUGACUCCACCACCUCCCUGGGCAGCCCAUUCAACUGCCUGAAAAAAAAUCUGAUUUAAAAUCAGAUUCCAGUGACUGAGGCAGAGACAGCUUUAAGAACUGUAAGUAGUUAAAGGCUGGAUGGAAAGUUCUUCCUCUACUGCCAUGGCAGUAGGAACUUCAUCCAAGCAUGGGUUUGAUGGAGACCAGAGAAACAACUAAGCAGAGUUAGAAAACUAUCGGAGCCCCCGGAGCCAGGAUCCAGGCAGAUGUCUUCCAAAGUCAGAGUUUAUGGAUUCCCUCUAGCAAUUAAUCCAUAGUUACACUUUGUAAUUGUAAUUUUGCAGACUAGCCCACACGUUGUAUAACCAGCAUUAAGACCGGUGGCACUACAGAGAGAGCUGCUCUCUGCCUGUUUUUACUUCAGGCCUUUUUGCCUCUUGUUCUGUAAGAUUUUAAAAUUGGCUCAUAUUAAACUGGUCUCCAGCCAACCAAUUUUUUUCUCCUGUAAAUAAUCCUUCUUCACCUUGCUGGCGCUGCAUGCUGUGAAGGACAGCAGAGGAGCCACAGUUCCCCUGGCAAUGCCAAUGGGGGACCUUUACUUGGCUUUAUUUAUUACUAAUAUUAAUGAGUCAUCAAGCCUAUGUAACUACUGACCAAAUCACAUGAGAGUCCAUAUCAAAACUGUGGCCCCGAGUACAGGGCUGUGGCAAGGCAAUACCGAAGGAGAAAUGGCGUAUAGUGUCUCUAUGCUGAAAGCAGGAUAAUUAUGAAAGCCUGAAAUACACAUUAGUCCAGAGUUUAUUUUAGAGAUGUUAAAUUGGGCGAAAAGGAGAAUAGAAGAGAUUUUUGGUAGGAAAAGUGCUGUAGUUAGGUGCAGAGCACAGAAAAAUGCUUAUGUGUAGAAGAGCCAACAGCAACCUAGCGGCCUCCUAAAUAUCAGGGAAAUCUCAGCUCAUUCACCUGGUGACUUCAGAGGGUUGUUUUAAGAUGCCUUUACUUUGUUUUUACUUCAGAUGCAGCUCUCCAUAAGUCUGAAAAUGACUCCUUGCAGCACAAUGGAAGCAAAGGGUCGUGUGGGUGGCAGCUGGGAGACGUGCAGGUUUGGAGAUCUGCAGAGCCCAUGGAUCUUAGCCUCCUUUUUGGAAGCUGAAUCAAUAUUUUGUUAGGUUUUGCAGCAGAAGUAUGCCUGGGCCAUCAGCACUUUUUCUUCCCGCUGGGUUUUUGCAGCUUCGUCUGGGUCACGUUAGUGCUCUUCUUUGAGAUUUUCUCUUUCCUAUGGCCCAUGAAAGGAUUUCACGUCUGAUUUUAUAGAGCAAUGAAGCUGGCUGGUGGAAUUUGCUAGGAGUCAGGGCUGGAAUUUGAGGGGUGGGAAGGAAAACACGUUCCUUGGAUGUCAGGUUUGUGUUGUGGGGGCAUGUGAUGCUCUUCUCAGCAGCGAUAUUUAAAAGGAAUUAGAAAGCACAAGGGGACGUAGAAGGGAGACACAGAUGUGACUGUAAGGUCAGAGGAAAUGCCUUCCCUUUGAGACUCUCAAUCUGUUUAGUUUGUUAUAAAGAAGAUGGGGAUUUGAUUACAGUGGCUAAGCACUGUCAUGGGGAGAAGAAGCAGGGAAUGGGAGGGAUCCUUAAUCCAGUGGAGAAAGGCAUUAGCACAGCCAGCAACUGGAGGUGGUAGCGAAAGAACUUAGAAAUGAGGUACAAAUGUUGGCAGGGCUUUAGCAUCAGCACACAUUGCCAAGGGCAAUGGUAAAAUCUCCAAUUGCUGAUAGGUUCUUUCUUUGUGGAAAGAGGACUGCUGGCCAACACGUGUUGUGGGACUCCACAGAGGGGUUACCAGGUGAUGUUCAUGGCAUGCAGCAGGUAGGAGGUCAGGCUGGGUGAUGUGUGUCUCCCUUCUGGCCCUAGAAGACAUCUGCAAGGGUACCAAUUAAUUAGACAGUGUGAGUGGAAGCCCAGAGAAGUUGGGGUUGCCCCAUCUCUGGAGGUGCCAAAGGCCAGGCUGGAUGGGGCAGCCUGAGCUGGUGCCUGAUUUAGUGGUCGGCACCUGUGCCCACAGCAGGGGGUUGGAACAGGAUGAUCUUUGAGGUCCCUUCCAACCCAAGCCAUCCUACAAGCCCAUGGUUAUAGAACUCUAUGAAUCUUCUGACCUCUUUCUGUUUGGGAUACCAGAUGUCACAGCCAAGAGGGAGCUCAGUGUCCAGGCUGAGCACGUCCUUGGGGCAGUGAUGGCUCUGGGCCCUCAUGCUGGCUGCUACCAGGAGCAGAGGAAGGGCCUUGGUGACCCCGGGUGUGAGCACUGGUACUCUGACAAGUGGUCCCAAUGGGGAUGGAUCAGCCCUGCAGGGGCACUCAGGACCUCCUUCAUACUGGUGCUGCUUUUCUUGACCUCACAGGAGACGCUAGACAGAGUUGCACAGGCAGUUUGGGGUCACUUAGUGCAAGCAAUAAUAAGGAGAAAUGACAUAUAUAUCUACAUAGAUAGAUAGAUACAGCCACGUAUAUUUGAUGUGGGCAUUGUUCAGUGGCAAACAAAGAGUGGCAAUGGCUACCUGCUGUCUGAAUGUGUAAUGCUGGGUCACUAUGGGGCAUCUUUAACCCAUACCAGCCAGUUAUUCCAUUCACAUGGACACAACUACAAACAUGCAGAGCACUGCCUGUGUAAUGAGCUACUCUGAGAUGCUUAAAUUCUUGUUGCCUUCUCCAAACUUUCCCAUUUCUGUGAACUCUGGACAACUCCAUGGUGCCCUUCUGCUUCCAUCCAGAGUGAAGGCAUGAAAUGGGAGCGAGGUGCACCAACAGAGCUGGGGGAAGGUUUCCCAUUAGCUGCAGGCCAUAAUUUAUGGUGGGAAAGCAACAGGCAAUUAAACCCCUUACACUGCCAAGCAUUAAUGUAUAGUGCUUUAAGUUAAAACAUUUCCUUUAAUGUUUUACUUAAUGAAGAUGAAGACUCUCUCGUUAUGAUCUAGAAAGUCCUUUCCACAUGAGGGCUUGAGUGGUCUGCUUCAGAAACACCUUUAUUUCACAUUUAUGCCCACAUACCACACAAACUAAGCCUGCAUUUCAAGCUGCUGCUUAAUGCUGACUGGGAAAAAACAGCACGAAGGAUUGAUCCGCCCUGCACGGAUUUCUCUGUGCUCUCCUGGAUGCAGUUUGAAAAGGAUUGAGGGUUGUUUUACUUUAUUUUUUUUUCUGU